Cynara cardunculus var. scolymus (artichoke) is the source of this 3499-nucleotide messenger RNA. Its product is annotated as alanine--tRNA ligase. Gene Ontology annotation, cellular component: chloroplast; cytoplasm; mitochondrion. The coding region runs from base 114 to 3188 and encodes 1024 amino acids. The transcript has 23 exons. Gene Ontology annotation, molecular function: alanine-tRNA ligase activity; ATP binding; amino acid binding. NCBI's taxonomy places the organism in Eukaryota, Viridiplantae, Streptophyta, Magnoliopsida, Asterales, Asteraceae. The record is from RefSeq and is a predicted model, not a curated record. Gene Ontology annotation, biological process: tRNA modification; alanyl-tRNA aminoacylation.
UAUCCGAUCAUCCAUAAACCUCACUCCCUAACGCCGCCGAAUCACAUUCGUCAGGUCAACACAUCCGCCAUCGCCGCCGUAGCUUCAAUGUAUUGAAACUGUAUUACAGAUGGAUGAGGGUUCAUAUCACUCGUAAUUUGAACUUAGCGUUGGGUUACCGCCGGAUCGUCGCUCGUUCUUUUGCAUCAAUUUUGUCAUUUCGGGCAGCGGCGGCGGAUUAUUCUCUAACAAAGAUUCGUAGGAAGAAUUAUCUUUCUGCCUUAUUAGGGCGGUUCAAUUUAUCGACUGUUGCUGUAGUGGGAGAUCUAUCUAGCGUCAAGACAAUGGGUUCGCAAGCGGGAGAGGUGGAGUGGCCGGCCAACAAAGUUAGGGACGCUUUUAUAAAGUUUUUUGAAGAGAAGAAUCACGUUUAUUGGAAAUCAAGCCCAGUUGUCCCUGUCAAUGAUCCCACCCUUCUCUUUGCAAAUGCUGGAAUGAAUCAGUUCAAGCCUAUCUUUUUGGGAACUGUUGAUCCUAACACUUCAUUGAGCAAACUGACUCGUGCCUGCAACACCCAGAAGUGCAUUCGAGCUGGUGGGAAGCAUAAUGAUCUCGAUGAUGUUGGCAAAGACACUUAUCACCACACCUUCUUUGAGAUGCUUGGUAACUGGUCUUUUGGGGAUUAUUUUAAAAACGAAGCCAUUGGAUGGGCAUGGGAGCUUCUCACAACUGUCUUUAAGCUACCUACUGAUCGAAUAUAUGCUACUUAUUUUGGUGGUGAUGAGAAAUUGGGCCUUCCUGCUGAUAAUGAAGCUAGAGAGAUAUGGCUCAAAUAUCUGCCACCCAAACGAGUAUUGCCUUUUGGUUGUAAAGACAACUUCUGGGAGAUGGGUGAUACUGGACCUUGUGGACCCUGUACUGAAAUACACUUUGAUAGAAUUGGUGGUCGUGAUGCUGCAGAGUUGGUUAACAAUGAUGAUCCUACAUUGAUCGAGAUAUGGAAUGUUGUCUUUAUUCAGUUUAACCGAGAAGCUGAUGGUUCCUUAAAACCUCUGCCUUCCAAACACGUGGAUACUGGAAUGGGUUUUGAAAGAUUGACUUCAAUUCUUCAGAACAAGAUGAGCAACUAUGAUACUGAUGUCUUUAUGCCUAUUUUUGAUGCUAUCCAACAGGCAACUGGUGCUAGACCGUAUUCAGGGAAGGUUGGGCCAGACGAUGUGGAUGGAAUUGACAUGGCGUACAGAGUUGUUGCUGACCAUAUUAGGACACUUUCAUUUGCCAUCGCCGAUGGUUCUUGUCCAGGCAAUGAAGGGCGUGAAUAUGUUUUGCGACGCAUUCUUCGCCGAGCAGUACGCUAUGGAACAGAAGUACUUAAAGCACAGCAAGGAUUUUUUAACGGAUUGGUAAAAGUUGUGGUGGAUGUAAUGGGCCAUGUCUUUCCUGAGCUAAAGCAACAAGAGGCACACAUUAGAGAGAUUAUAGCAGAAGAGGAAGCAAGUUUCGGGAGGACGUUACUCCAUGGAAUUGAGAAGUUUAAGAGGACGGCUCAAGAUGUUAAGGGAAAGAUAUUUAGUGGACAGGAUGCAUUUGUGUUGUGGGACACUUUUGGAUUUCCACUGGAUCUGACUCAGUUGAUGGCAGAAGAAAGAAAGUUAGUGGUUGAUGUUGAGGGUUUCAAUAUUGCUAUGAAUGAAGCUAGAGAACGAUCAAGAAACGCGCAGAAUAGGCAAGCUGUUGUUGCUAUUGUCAUGGAUGCAGAUGCUACCUCUAUGCUGCAUAAGAGAGGGGUUGCCACAACAAAUGAUAGUUUCAAGUUUACAUGGUUUCAGGACCACAAAAGUGUGAUCAAAGCCAUUUACACGGGGAGUGAGUACGUGGAACAUGCUGCUACUGGUGAUGAUGUUGGUAUUAUUCUUGAGAGCACAAGUUUUUACGCCGAGCAAGGUGGUCAGAUAUUUGAUACUGGAGUACUUGGAGGCUCCUCUGGAUCAUUUGAAGUUUGUAAUGUUCAAGUUUACGGAGGUUUUGUGAUUCAUCUUGGUAAAAUUACAAACGAAUCUGGAAAAUUCUGCGUAGGAGAUGAAGUAAUUUGUAAGGUUGACUAUGACAGGCGUCAGCUCAUUGCUCCUAACCAUACCUGUACACACAUGUUAAAUUUUGCCCUCCGGGAAGUACUUGGGAACCAUGUUGACCAGAAAGGAUCUAUUGUUCUUCCAGAGAAAUUAAGAUAUGACUUUUCCCAUGGGAAGCCUGUAAAGCCGGAAGACCUUCGCAAGAUUGAAGCCAUCGUGAAUGAACAAAUUAAAGCUGAACUAGAUGUUUCUGCAAAAGAGGCAAGCCUUGCUGAUGCAAAGCGUGUAAAUGGACUGCGAGCGGUUUUUGGUGAAGUGUAUCCAGAUCCUGUUAGGAUUGUUGCAAUUGGUCGAAAAGUAGAAGAUCUCUUGGCUGAUCCAGAAAAUGAAGAGUGGCUGUCCAUAUCCGCAGAGCUUUGUGGAGGGACCCAUAUUACAAAUACACGAGAGGCAAAGGCAUUUGCACUUUUGUCUGAGGAGGGAAUUGCGAAGGGGAUUCGAAGAGUAACUGCUGUAACAACAGACUAUGCUUUUGAGGCUAUGAAAAAGGCAUCUGAACUCGAACAGGAAGUUGAUCAGGCAUCGAAACUAGAAGGAGCUCUUCUUGAACAGAAAGUGACCUCUUUAAAUGGUCAAGUAGAGUCGGCCGCUAUUCCAACAGCAAAGAAGGCUGAUCUUAAGGCCAAAAUCUCCAUUCUUCAGAAUCAAGUAAUAAAAGCAAAAAAGAAGAUUGCUGAGGAGAACAUACGCAAAGCCGUUGAAGCAGCCACUAAAGCCGCAGAAGUUGCCUCUUCUGAGGGGAAGGCCUUCUGCAUUUCACAUGUUGGUGUGGGAUCAGAUACUACUGCUAUUCGUGAAGCAGUUGUCAAAGUCAUGGAGCAGAAGGGAUUGGCGGUGAUGGUUUUUAGCACUGACGAACAAUCAAAGAAGGCCUUGGUUUGUGCGGGUGUGCCGGAAAAGGGCGAAAGCAGCAACCGCCUGAAGGUCUUAGAGUGGCUGAAGGCGGCAUUGAAGCCACUUGAAGGCAAGGGUGGUGGAGGGAAAGGUGGUCUCGCUCAAGGCCAGGGACCCGAUAUCAAGCAUGUCGAUGAAGCAAUAGACGUGGCCAAGUCAUUUGCAGCUCUCAAACUGAGCUGAAAAGCCAGAAGCUUGACACAAACCGCCUUGUUUCAACUUGCGAAAGGAAGUAAACACACUCAAUGGUUGGUUGGGGUUGUGGGAAAGCAUAUAGUGAAUCGAGGAGUAUGGAUUACUUGUAAUUGUUUUCUGUUGGUGAUGAUUUGCUAUUGACCCAACACAUACAUACAUACAUACAAUGGAUUGUUGCAAUCAUCCCUCAAACCUAUAUACAAAUGCUGUUGGAUUUCAAGAUUGUAUUUCUUUUACUCCCACCAAAAUGAUUGAUUGAUUAGGUGUUUGAGGAGAGGAUAUAAAAGCAUCUUUUUAGU